GCCUCUUCGUAGACCGAGCGAAGCCACCUGGCUGCUGGAUCGUUUUAAGGGAAGAGACCUCGGGCGAAGGAUGAGUAGUCUCGGCAUUAGUGUCGAGGCUUUGGUAGAGGUGCUUAAAGAGAUUGUACAAGGACUCUUGUGGAGAAGAUUUAAAAGGAAGGCUAAAUGUUACAUAAAACUAGACUUUAAGAUUUUUGAUAUAGAUGAUUUUUUUAUCGUUCAAGUAACAAAGUGUAGCUCUGGUUUCCCAGAUUUAAGAGUUUUAUUUACAGAUGCGCUGAAAAAUCAACUGUCAAAUAAUCAAGACUUGGGUAAUACCGAUCUAAUUGUUGCUACGGUUGAAGAAAAAUCAACACCCGUAAUCCUGACACGUAAAGUUAUUUGUACCAAAGAUUCUACAUUUAAGAUAGCUACCGAGGAAACGGUGAAGGCACAAAAGGAAUAUGUUUCAUUAAAAUGUUACGUCUCUAUUAAGCUUUUGGUACAUACAUGUGUUUCAUUUUUACAAAUAGAAGAACUAGACUCUAAUAUAAAAAUUCUAUUUCGUAAAGAUAAACAAUAUAUUUAUCGAAAUCAUGUUCGAAUGGACGACAUUAUAUUAUCAUGUAAAAUUCUAAGCUCCUCUUGUACAUGUAUAUUUCUCAAUAGUCAAAAUGAUUUUCAAAAAGAACUCAUGAAUUUACUCGGCAUAACUAAUCCAGGUAAUUUUGAGGAAACUCUUGGUUGUUUGUUAUUGGCUCAAGUUAAUAAUAAUUUCAAAGGACCCUGUAUAAAUAAAAGAAGACCAAAAUAAUGUGUUUUUAAGGAACAGUCGUGUCUAUUAUACUUUUAUAUUAUUUGUUAGAGUUUUGACGAUUAAUUUCUAAACAUUCUCUAAAGGUAUCUUCAAACUUUUCUUUAUGUUGGUCAUUGAAUAGAAAUAU
Messenger RNA from Ceratosolen solmsi marchali, 923 nucleotides. RefSeq lists its product as uncharacterized. The record is from RefSeq and is a predicted model, not a curated record. The transcript is spliced from 3 exons. NCBI's taxonomy places the organism in Eukaryota, Metazoa, Arthropoda, Insecta, Hymenoptera, Agaonidae. The coding region runs from base 71 to 793 and encodes 240 amino acids.